CCCGCCCGCCAGGACCGACCGCCCGCCAUGGCCGCCUACCUGCGGGCCGCGCAGUCGCUGUGCAGGCCCCCCGCCCGCACCCUGACCAAACCGGCCCCGGUCCUGGCGGCCGCCGUGCUCCCCCUGCAGCGCCAGCCAAACCGCGACUAUGCCGAUAAACGGAUCAAGGUGGCGAAGCCGGUGGUGGAGAUGGACGGAGAUGAGAUGACCCGCAUCAUCUGGCAGUUCAUCAAGGAGAAGCUAAUCCUGUCGCACGUGGAUGUUCAACUCAAAUACUUUGACCUGGGGCUUCCGCACCGUGACCAGACGGAUGACCAGGUGACCAUCGACUCGGCGCUGGCCACUCAGAAGUACAGCGUGGCUGUCAAGUGUGCCACCAUCACUCCUGAUGAAGCUCGGGUGGAAGAGUUCAAGCUGAAGAAGAUGUGGAAGAGCCCCAACGGCACCAUCAGGAACAUCCUCGGGGGGACGGUCUUUCGGGAGCCCAUCAUCUGCAAGAACAUCCCCCGCCUGGUCCCCGGCUGGACCCGAGCCAUCACCAUCGGGAGACACGCCCAUGGCGACCAGUACAAAGCGACAGACUUUGUGGUGGACCGGUCGGGCUCCUUCAAGAUGGUGUUCACCCCGAAGGACGGCAGCGGGGUGAAGGAAUGGGAGGUGUACAACUUCCCCGGCGGCGGCGUGGGCAUGGGCAUGUACAACACCGACGAGUCCAUCUCAGGGUUUGCGCACAGCUGCUUUCAGUACGCCAUCCAGAAGAAGUGGCCCCUGUACAUGAGCACCAAGAACACCAUCCUCAAGGCCUACGACGGCCGCUUCAAGGACAUCUUCCAGGAAAUCUUUGACAAGCACUACAAGACGGAAUUCGACAAGAACAAGAUCUGGUACGAACACCGGCUCAUCGACGACAUGGUGGCCCAAGUGCUCAAGUCCUCGGGCGGCUUCGUCUGGGCCUGCAAGAACUACGACGGCGACGUGCAGUCCGACAUCCUGGCCCAGGGCUUUGGCUCCCUCGGGCUCAUGACCUCCGUGCUGGUGUGCCCAGAUGGGAAGACCAUCGAAGCGGAAGCGGCUCACGGCACCGUCACCCGCCAUUACCGGGAGCACCAGAAGGGCCGGCCCACCAGCACUAACCCGAUCGCCAGCAUUUUUGCCUGGACCCGGGGCCUGGAGCACCGAGGAAAGCUAGACAGCAAUCAGGACCUAAUCAACUUUGCCCAGACCCUGGAAAAGGUUUGUGUCCAGACGGUGGAGAGCGGAGCCAUGACCAAGGAUCUCGCCGGUUGCAUCCAUGGGCUGAGCAACGUGAAGCUGAACGAGCACUACCUGAACACCACCGACUUCCUGGACGCCAUCAAGAACAACCUGGACAAAGCCCUGGGCAAGAGCUAAGGGCCGGGAGGAGUCGCCGGGCCCUGCAGCCUCCACGCCGGGGGCCGGGGAGGGGCGGGCACGGAGGGUGGAGAACCUCACCCGGUAGUCGGUAGCCCUCUCCCCACCCAUCCCGCCCGCCACGGGUGCAGAGAGCCAACCAGGGGUUUUCUAAAUCGGGUUGUUUAUUCGUUUUGGUUUUUUUUAAAGGUUUUCUAAACGGGUGUCCUACCUCGGCCACCCACCUCAGCCAAAGGUGACGACGUGACCUGCGGGUCCCCGUCUGUAACUUAUGUGCCUUCUCCAGGACUCACAGUGCCAUAUUUAGCUACUAAAAUCUCUUCACCGAG
This is a messenger RNA of Ornithorhynchus anatinus (platypus), 1721 nucleotides long. RefSeq names its product isocitrate dehydrogenase (NADP(+)) 2 (gene IDH2). The coding region runs from base 28 to 1392 and encodes 454 amino acids. NCBI's taxonomy places the organism in Eukaryota, Metazoa, Chordata, Mammalia, Monotremata, Ornithorhynchidae. Gene Ontology annotation, molecular function: NAD binding; magnesium ion binding; isocitrate dehydrogenase (NADP+) activity. Gene Ontology annotation, cellular component: mitochondrion. The transcript is spliced from 11 exons. The record is from RefSeq and is a predicted model, not a curated record. Gene Ontology annotation, biological process: isocitrate metabolic process.